AGGCCGGGGUCCGCGGGCGAGCAGCCGCUGCAGAGGAGGCGAGGGACUGGGCCUGGCCGCGGAAGGCGCCGGCCGCAGGCGGGGUGCUGACCCCGGGGGGCAUGGGCAUGUGGCGAGGCCGCCGGGGCGGAAAAGAGGCGUGGGGCUGGCCCGGCCGCGUCGCACCAGAAGGUCCGGGGGCCCUGGGCGCCUGCGGUGCACCUGGCCCUUCGCCAGCUGCCCCGACGGACCACGGCGGGCACCGGGUCCGGGUGAUGUGGUCCCUCGAGGUCUGUUGAGGGCCGUCCGCGCGGCAGGCCCGGUGCUCCGUGGCUCCUGUCUGGAGGAGAGCCUGCACAAUACCGGGCAGUCGGUGGUAAGGCCGCGGAGGUGGCCCAUCUUCCAGGCCCUGGGAGGGCCCUGGGCUCCCUAGAAGUGACAUCUGAGCCCAGACGUCAGGGGGAAUAGGACACGGAACCCAUGGUAGUAGGUCUGCUGCAGACCGAUUUGCUGGAUGACAGUGGAGAACUUUUAACAGCGGUCCUCUUGGGCUCGAUGACGAUAUUUUUAUUUCGAAGAUUUUUCAAACGCACAGCAGAGUUGAAGGAACCGGAUACACAGUGACCAGUCGUGUUCUCAACACCGAGGUUCUGCUUCUGCCCUUAGCAGACUCCCCCUAUACUUGGCGUUAUUAUGUAACUAUCACCCCGCCCCGUUAAUUCAUCUUGCAUCUUAGUGCAUUUUAAAAUAAAUUGCAGACAUUAGGGCACUUGACUAAAGACUUCAUCAUGCCUGUCAUUGACUAGAGUUCCACAUUUGUUUGCAGUUUAUUUCUCUUCACGAUUGUCAUUUUUAACUCUACAAGACUCCUCAAGAUUUUCCAGUCCCUCAAUAUAUAAAAUUGCCACGGGCAGAGAUGCUAGGCAUCUAGCAUCUAGUCCCCACUACUCCAAGCUGCCCUCUCUGCACCCUUGUUGGCAGGGAAGCGUAUCCCAUGGAGCACCACAGACUUACUAGGCUGCUAGUACAAUGCUAAGGCUUCUUUACAUUGGCAAACCACAGCUCAGACCAUAAAGGGCUAAAACGUGGGAAAUCAGUUUGGGACUGAGGGUUUAGGGUUUUUGGGGGGAGAGGGAAUCCUGAGAGCUAGAGUGGUCACAGAAGGCCUCAGGGAAAAUGUGGAUUUUCAGCCAGACUCUGAAGGAUGGGGAAGUAAGGCAGUGUCUGCGGGGCACUCCCUUCAUCUCUCAGAAACCGGCAACCAAGCAAGGCACUUCAAGCUGGUCCCUGGAGAAGGGGCCUCCCCCAGUAUUCCUGUCUCCAGCAGUGCAGAGCUUUCUGCCUGCUUCAUUCCCAGCUGGCCCUGCCCACCUGGCCCUGGGGGUCACCCAGGGCAGGACACCUGGCAAUGCCAAGAUGCUCUGUAGCUUUUUUGAUUGUCCUCAGCUGUUUGACAGAAGCCUCUGUUCGCUCCUGGUGGUUUGAACUCUACACAGGAGAGUGAGGAGCUUCCUUUGAGGAUGGCUUCACUCCCAGACUGCUGCAGGGUCAAAUCUGAGUACCUCUGUGUGAUGCUGGACCCCUUCAUGCCCGCCCGCCCCCAGCCACCACUGUUCCACACACCACACCCUGUUCGCUAGGGAGAAUGUCUCUUUGCUGCCUGGCAAAGCCGAGUGUCCUGCAGGGUCCAGCUCAGACUUACUUCCCCUGUGAAGCCUGUGUCCACAUCCUUAGGCAGAAUUGGCUGCUUCCUCCUCAGGAUUCCCUGGAACCCUGUUGGACUUGGUCACACGUUAUUGCAGGUCAUUGUGCAGGAGUCUGCCCAUGCCUUGCAUGAGCUCCAGAGGACAAAAGUCCUGCUUGAUUGUCUUGUGCCUGAGCACGUCUUAUCAUGGAUCAGAGAGUGGGUGUCAGUCUGUGGGUGUUGAAUGAGCUGCUCCUCAAUGAGGUGAGCUCUUCCGCUUCCCAGUGGGCAGCCUCCAGGCCUCGUGAUACUAGUUCCUCUGAAAAAUGGGUAAUCUGGGGCUCUGUCGCAAGCAAAUGGGAAGGUCGUAAAAGGUUAAGGGCACUCUUGGACAUGGCUUUGUAAACACUGAAAAGGAGGAAGUGGUUUGCUUUUUUCAAGAUGCAACAAAUACUUAGCUUUACCACCUGCCAGGAUCUGGGGGCGUAGCGAGCUGCUCUUGGUCCUUAAACGGACCAGUGGAAGAUAGUGUGCCAAGCACAAGGCCCCAGGGGAGGAGCGUGUGCUGUAGGAAUAUGUGGGAGUAAUACCUGACCUGUCGUAAGUGAGCCAAGCCAGCCAAGCUAUAAUUCCACUUGAGGGCCACAGAAGCAGUAAGGCAAAAGGCGACAGCAUUCCCGACAAAGGGAGCGAUGUAGGCAAAGGCACAAGUGUGAGAGAGCAGUCCUGGGUUCCAUGGCCAAAGAAGUCAAGGUGGACAAGAAGGUGGAGCACUGGGGGUUGGGGCAGGGAAUACAUAAGUAAAUGGAGGCCAGAUCAUAAGGAACCUAGUAUUUUUUGCCUUCUUGACAGUAGCUAGUUGUCCGUCAUGGGUCCAGUAUGGGUCUAGUAAGGAUUUACUAGAUUUCUCUCCUUUUCUCUUUGAACAGACUGCCGGAUGAGAAGGCCGUGUCUCCAAUUGUGGGAGGUGCAGCUUUCCGGUUCAGUAGCUUCAUAGCUGUCUUGCUGUCUUUGCACAGUGCCAUUGAGCAUUAGUAACUACAUUAGGAUCUGUCUGGACAAUGGUGCCUAGUAACCCCUCAGCCCACAUUGCCAGUGCAACAGUUUUAUCUCUGGCUUGGAUGACAACACUCAUGGCAUAUGAACCAAGUUUGCAAAUAGCAGGAAGGCAGGAGGCAUAGUAAAGACAGUGGAUGAUAAGAUUCCAAAAGACCUCAAAGCUGAAACUGGAACAAGAGUCCAAACCGGUAUAGAGGGCCCUGCGUGGUAGUGAGCGACCCAUCAUGGGGUGCAUUCCAGUCAUGGUAAACACGGAUGUAGAAGUGAUUUAAGUGUCAGGUGGUAGAUUGCACUAGAACAAGGGUUGGCUGACUUCUUCAGGAAAGGGCAAGGGAUUAAAUACUUGAGGCUUUGCAGGCCAUACAGUCUCUGUGGCAACCACUCACCUCUGUCGCCCUGGCAUGAAAGCAGCCAUAAACAAGCUGCAGAAAGAGGCUGCCUGUAUUCCAGUAGAACUCUGUUUGCUGAAACAGUCGUGGGCCUAGAUUUGGCCUGUAGGCGGUAGUUCGCCAACCCCCAGGUUCAGGAGUGGUUUCCAAAUACUGAUCUAACCUAACAGUAUCUGCCAGUGACCAGGUUUCCACCAGUUUGUAGUGAAAUAAUCGGGGCAAUGUAAGGAGUUCAUAUAAAACCAAAGGUAUUCUCUUUAAAUGACCAUCCAGAAUUUUAAGAUUCUUUCUGGCUAAUGUGUCUUUUUCAAUAUAAAAUGAGGGUCACGGUAGGUGACAAUUUUCAGAUUGUUCUUUGCUCUUUGUUUACUAAGAACUAGCCUUCAGAUUUCAUUUUUGAGAUGUGAUAAGCCUAUGAAAUGCAAGGGCCUGGGAACCACCUCCCAGGGCGCUGGGAGGGUGGGACCUGCAGCCUCACGCCUGUGCCCUGUCUCUCCCCACUCCGUGCCCUGUCUCUCCCCCCUCCGUGCCCUGUCUCUCCCCCCUCCGUGCCCUAUCUCACCCCCUCUGUGCCUGGUCUCUCCCCUCCAUGCCCUGUCUCUCACCUUGCCUGCCUCCUGGGCCUGCGGACAGCCGUGGUUGGGGCCGGAAUUGGGGGCUCUGCUGUGGCCCAUUUCCUCCAGCAACAUUUUGGCCCCCGGGUGCAGAUCGACGUGUUCGAGAAGGGGACCGUGGGCGGCCGCCUGGCCACCAUCUCAGUCAACAAGCAGCACUAUGAGAGCGGGGCCGCCUCCUUCCACUCCCUGAGCCUGCACAUGCAGGACUUCGUCAAGCAGCUGGGCCUGAGGCACCGGCGAGAGGUGGUAGGCAGGAGUGCCAUCUUCAGUGGGGAGCACUUCGUCCUGGAGGAGACUGACUGGUACCUGCUGAACCUCUUCCGCCUCUGGUGGCACUACGGCAUCAGCUUCCUGAGACUGCAGAUGUGGGUGGAGGAGGUCAUGGAGAAGUUCAUGAGGAUCUAUAAGUACCAGGCCCAUGGUUACGCCUUCUCAGGCGUGGAGGAGCUGCUCUACUCGCUCGGGGAGUCUGCCUUUGUCAACAUGACCCAGCGCUCUGUGGCCGAGUCCCUGCUCCAAGUGGGUGUCACUCAGCGCUUUAUCGACGACGUGGUCUCUGCCGUCCUGCGGGCCAGCUAUGGCCAGUCCGCAGCGAUGCCCGCCUUUGCUGGAGCCAUGUCAUUAGCCGGGGCCCAGGGCAGCCUGUGGUCUGUUGAGGGAGGCAACAAGCUGGUUUGUUCCGGUCUGCUGAAGCUCACCAAGGCCAACGUGAUCCAUGCCACAGUGACCUCUGUGACCCUGCAAAAUACAGAAGGGAAACCCUUAUACUAUGUAGAGUAUGAGAACGAGGUGGGCAAUGGCUCUGACUUCUAUGACAUCGUGGUCAUUGCCACCCCCCUGCACCUGGACAACGGCAGCAGUGGCAUCACCUUUGAAGGCUUUGACCCACCCAUCGAUGCUGCCCAGGGCUCUUUCCAGCCCACCGUGGUCUCCUUGGUCCAUGGCUACCUCAACUCUUCCUACUUCCGUUUCCCCGACCCUAAGCUUUUCCCCUUUGCCAGCAUCCUCACCACAGAUUUUCCAAACUUCUUCUGCUCUCUGGACAACAUCUGUCCUGUCAACAUCUCAGCCAACUUCCGGCGGAAGCAGCCUCAGGAGGCCGCUGUUUGGCGAGUCCAGUCCCCCAAGCCACUCCUGCGGUCCCAGCUGAAGACCCUCUUCCGUUCCUAUUACUCCGUGCAGACAGCUGAGUGGCGGGCCCACCCCGUGUACGGCCCCCACAGCACCCUCCCGCGCUUCGCCCUCCAUGACCAGCUCUUCCACCUCAAUGCCCUGGAGUGGGCGGCCAGCUCUGUGGAAGUGAUGGCUGUGGCUGCCAAGAACGUGGCCCUGCUGGCCUACAACCGCUGGUACCAGGACCUAGACAAGAUUGACCAAAAGGAUUUGAUGCACAAAGUGAAGACCGAGUUGUGAGGGUUUCACAGUGAACCUGGGCCAUCCAUCCCCUGCUGAAGAUGGAUCCCACCCCCUCCUCCCCUACCUCCUGACCCCCACAGCGGCCUCAGUUGUCCAGGCUGUGCUCCCCCGCCAAGCCUUUCCAGCCCCUCAUACAUCAAGCUGCUUCUCUUUCCAGUGUGGGUCCAGAUGGCCCACUCUCUGCCUCUCUAUCUUAAGGACUUUCACAGUGUUUGCUUCAUUUUAAGGAGGACAAUAAGAGAAGGGAAGGAAAUUCAAGCCUAGGUAUUCAUUUUAUUUAUUUUUUUUAAGAAGAAAUAAAAAUUCAUCCUCUCCA
Nyctereutes procyonoides (raccoon dog) is the source of this 5460-nucleotide messenger RNA. RefSeq names its product prenylcysteine oxidase 1 like (gene PCYOX1L). The record is from RefSeq and is a predicted model, not a curated record. Gene Ontology annotation, molecular function: prenylcysteine oxidase activity. The transcript is spliced from 5 exons. Lineage: Eukaryota; Metazoa; Chordata; Mammalia; Carnivora; Canidae. Bases 3531 to 5141 code for a protein of 536 amino acids. Gene Ontology annotation, biological process: prenylcysteine catabolic process; prenylated protein catabolic process.